GCUUACAAUGGCUCCCUGGAAGAGACCACGUAAAGUUGCAAUGUUAAUCAUGAACGCAGGUUUUGUGUGUUGUCUUGCACACUUACUGCAAGAGCAAAGAAAGGGAAGACUUGCUUCCUUGGAAGUUAAUUGUCGAUUUCUGAACCAAGAAGAUAACAUCCUUCAGAGACUGGGCCAUUUGGACUGGAACACUCAUAACCUCUCAAAAUCAGUGGAAGCAUUCCGUGAAAAUAUAAAACAAAUAGCACAUGAUCUGAAGCUUCAAGAUAACUCCAAGACUGAAGUACGCAAAGCUGAUAAUGCAAAGGAGGAAAAGAUUGUACACCAUUUGCUGUACCCAGACUCAGUUUUGUUCAAACGCUGGGGUGCAGAUUUAAGGGAAGAGGAGCAAACUGUUGCACAGAAUCUGUUCUUAAGUUAUGGGUAUAAUGUUCAUCUCGGGGAUCAUCUACCUCUGGAUCGACCUAUCAAAGACACCAGAUCUCCCAGCUGUAAAACGAAAACAUAUCCGAAAGACCUUCCAACAUUCAGUAUUGUACUUCUAUUUAUGAAUGAAGCAUUGUCAAUCAUCUUAUGUGCAAUUACUAGUAUAAUUAACUGAACACCUUCUCAUUUAUUGAAAGAAAUCAUCCUGUUAGAUGAUUGCAGUUCAAAUGAUUAUCUGAAAGGACCUUUGGAAACACAUAUCACAAAUUACAGAAAGCAUCCUGGACUGCUGAAGAUCAUCAGACAUUAGAAAAGACAAGACCUAACACAAGCCCGGAUUUCUGGCUGGGAGGCAUCAACUGCAGAUGUUAUGGCAAUUUUGGAUGCCCAUAUUGAAGUGAACAUGGCAUGAGCUGCACCUAUUCUGUCUCGACUAAAAGAAGAUCCGGUAUUUGACAAUAUUAAUUUUCAUGACACUGAGCUUCUUCAGUAUUCAGUGGCUGCAGAUGGAUUUGACUGGGCACUCUGGUGCCUUUAUGAACGUUUACCAGCUGAGUGGUAUGCUCUGAAAGAUGAAACAGCUCCAGUCUGGAAGCUGUCUAUAAUGGGGAUUCUUGCUGCAGAUAGGAAAUCUGGUGAGAUUGGUGUACUGGACGGUGGAAUGCUCAUAUAUGGAGGAGAAAAUGUGGAACUUGGCCUAAGGGCCUGGCAGUGUGAAGGUAAAGUGGAAACUCUGCCCUGUUCAAGAAUCUCUUAUUUAGAAAGAGCUCACAAGCCUUACUUGCUGGACUCGAGCAUUGCGGCGAAACGCAACCCCUUGCGGGUAGCCGAAGUGCGGAUGGAUGACUACAAGUACAUCCUCUACUUUGCAUGGAAUCUUCCAAUUGAGAAUCCUGGAAUAGACUUUGGAAAUGUUUCUUCCAGAAAAGAGCUAAAGAAAAAACUGAACUGUAAAGGCUUUGGCUGGUACAUAAAAAAUAUUUACCCUAAUUUAAUAUUUCUUCCCAACAUUGUUGGCUAUGGAGCAAUGAAAAACACAUUGAAAGAAGACAUCUGUAUUGAUCAAGGCCCUCUCCCUGGAAACACGCCAAUUAUUUAUCCCAAUCAUGCACGCUCGCCACAGCACGUCUUUUAUCACAGCGCUGGAGAAAUGUAUGUAGGAGGUUUAUGUGCCCGUUGGAAUACAGCUGAUAGAUACCUAACAGACCCUGGGAGUGGGGACCUGCCAGUUUUAGAGCAAUGUGAGACAGCUGCGAAUAAAGGCCUGAACUUGCACUGGGAUUUUAAGCAGGCAUCAGCCAUAAUCAACAGAACUAAAAGAUGCCUCGAAAUCACAGCAAACAAUUCGGUUUCAUAGAGACUUGUAAUGCAGACCUGCACAGGACGAAAGUGGAAUAUCCAACACACAGUUAAGGACUGGGGAAAGACAAAAGACCUUGAACAGAAGACACAGCACUCAAAGCAUUGACUAGAGGAGCUUUUUCCUUGAAAAUUGCUCUGAAAGCAAUGAUUUAAAGAGUUUGUUUACACAGGAUUUUACAGUGUAGUAGCUAUUGCAGGAGCUAUGAGCUACUUGUGCAAAGGUGCAAGUUCAUCUCCUCGCAUUCUUGGGGCAUCACCCCCCUGAGUUUCCUCAAUUAGGAGAGGGAUUGUCUUUGCUCUCUUCUAUUAUCACCGGAGAGAAGCAGUUAUGUCUACGAGUGUUUCAACCCACCUGAGUUCCUUAUGUUGUCCUUUGGAAGUGCCUGUCUCUGCUCAUUAAUGAAAGACUGGUUCAAGGUCUCUAACUUUCUAACUUUGGCAUUUCAGUUAGAUAUGAAAAUUCAGAAGAGAUGGAAGUGAGUCUGACUUCCUCUUGUACAUGGAGUUUCUCUCAGGCUGAAUUGGACCAUUUUUCUUGUCUUGUGUCAUGUAGAUAAUGCAAAACUUCUUGUCAAGAUGUGUUUGUGCUGGUGGGUGAAAUGAAGUACAUCAUUGUUCUUCUGUCCCUAUAAUUUGCCUGGACAUGAUUCAGUUUCUCAGUAAAGUUUAUUAGAUUCAGCAGUAUGCCGCACUAAGGCUGUAUUAUGUUUACCUAUGUGAAGUUGGUUUGUGCCAACCAGCUGGCAGCAUGGAUAAAAUCCACUCAAGCCUUUGGAAACAAGGGGAUUCAACUCAAUAGUUUCCACAAACCAAUAUAAGGCCAAUGCAGUAGUGUAUGUCUGUCAAAGAAACUAAGUAAAAUACAGCAUGAGUUGCUACUGGGAGGCAACUUCCAGGUAGACAGGAUACAAGUUCUUGUAGAAAUAGGUUUAGGUGGAACUGGCUGUCCUACUUCUUGGAGUAACUGCUUCUAGGACCUAUGCUUAUUUGUUAAAGGGAACUGCUGUAAAAUAAAUUCAUUGAAACUAUAUGGAGUUUCAGCCAGAAGUUAUUUUGUUAUCAAAAGGGUGCUAAGCAUUUUAUCUGAAUAGAAAGUGUAUUCAGGGUACGUUUGAAUCUUUGUUUGAAUAUAAUCCAAUAUGAUUUGUUUUUUCGUUUCUAUUCUCUGUAAACUUGAUGUGAACAACCCAGCCCUGAUAUUUAGGAUUGGAAUUGGACAAGCUCUUCUUAAAAGAUGGUCUUUCGUCCUUAGUGUCUGUAUUUUUCUGUUCUUGAAAACAAUUCUUAAAAAUGUCAUGUUUUAACCAGAUUGGAUUUAAAUUUCUAAAAUCAGCUUUUAUUCCCAUGUCCUGGAUCAAAGCCAAAAACACCGAAGAAAGAGGAAUACAUGCUCUGGUUGUUUUCUGCAUCUUCAGCAGUGUGUCUUACCAAAGUCAAAGGACUGGCAUUUUGGCAAGCACAAUGAAGACAUUGGGAAUUUUGCCAGUACAACUGAAAUGAAAAUCUGGCCUACUGGUGACAAAGAAUAAAAAGUAUUUACGUAAUCAUUUUUCCAUCUUCAUAUGCCACUUCAAUAGAAUGUAAUGGACAUUUGAACAAUUUUAUUUUGAACUUAGGUGUUGGAAAACAUCAAAAUGUUCCAGAACGUCUAGAUUUUCUGGUUCUAAACGUAUGACCUCUAGUUAUACACAGGGGUCAACACUGAAACAAAAUGUUUCAAAUAUUUUGAUUUAUUUCAAGUAUGAGUUUUUUUAAUUUCCUGAAACCCCUCAAAAGUGACUUUUUGGUUAAUUUUGUAAUAAGGAAAGAGAGUAGCCAUAAGAGAAGAACUCAGUUUUCAGACUAGCGCUUUCUGGUGAUGCUUGAUGAGACAUAAAUAACAACUCAAUGUUUAUGGUGCUACAGUAGUAAUACAUUGCUCUCACUAGUAAUACUCUUGAACUUGGAAAUUCACUGCCUGAUGAAGCAACUGAUGUGUGAUUCCUCAGCAAGCCAGCAGCAGAGGUAGGACUCUACUUGCGUGGUGUAUCACAAGAAGGCAGCUAUGAUUGUGGCACAGCAUAAAGUUGGAUCUCUUCUGAAAACCAGUCAUUAGCCAAACUUUCAGAAAUGCAGAAAAUCAGCUCAGCUCCUGCAAAGUAAUGUGAGCAUACUGCAGUACCAUACGCUGAAGACGGAUAGUAAAUAAUAAGAUAAUAGGCAGGAGUUUUAAUGGGUGUGUGCCUGCAAAGGAAUGGGACAGCUUAAUUCAGAGCAAAUAUAAACAAAAGGACCGAGGUACAUACUACUGUGCAGGUAAGAUCUUGUGGCCUCUGCAGAACAGUAAAGCUUUCCUUCUUGGUUUUGUGCUCAAGCAAGCUUGGCUUUACUGCCUGUGCAACAGGAAUCCACCUUGGGAGGAAGAAUUAGAAGAGGGAAAAAAGGUUUUUUAUUUUCUUUAGUGUCUAGUAGAAUGGGGAGAAGAGUCAGUCUAGAGACAGGAGCUAUUUAAGGGACUAUUAAUUGUCAGUCUCUUUAAGGGGAAACUAAAUCAGAGGACAGAAUCAUUUAAUCUGUCACAGGGAGAUUUGUUUAGUUCUGACCAAACCAUGUGUGGUGGAACUGUGAUAAUCAAUAAUAAGAUAAUAAAAACCCCCACUGCUUUCAUUCACAUUUUUUUGCCUGACUUUUCCAAAGUCAGGAGGUAAAUUUAGACUUAACUCCUUUUCCUCCCUCUCUG
Messenger RNA from Aquila chrysaetos chrysaetos, 4507 nucleotides. It is a transcript of the gene GALNT8, whose product is annotated as polypeptide N-acetylgalactosaminyltransferase 8. The record is from RefSeq and is a predicted model, not a curated record. Gene Ontology annotation, cellular component: Golgi apparatus. NCBI's taxonomy places the organism in Eukaryota, Metazoa, Chordata, Aves, Accipitriformes, Accipitridae.